This is a messenger RNA of Rhineura floridana, 848 nucleotides long. It is a transcript of the gene PCBD1, whose product is annotated as pterin-4 alpha-carbinolamine dehydratase 1. NCBI's taxonomy places the organism in Eukaryota, Metazoa, Chordata, Lepidosauria, Squamata, Rhineuridae. Gene Ontology annotation, molecular function: 4-alpha-hydroxytetrahydrobiopterin dehydratase activity. The transcript is spliced from 5 exons. Gene Ontology annotation, biological process: tetrahydrobiopterin biosynthetic process. Bases 109 to 465 code for a protein of 118 amino acids. The record is from RefSeq and is a predicted model, not a curated record.
CGCGCCCUCCUACGCCAAGGAUCAUGACGUCACGAGGCGCGCAAGCAGCGGUAGCGGCGUCCGCCUGUUGCUUGCACAAGCCUGCCUGUUAGUUAACCCGCUGCAAGCAUGCUGAAGCCUGAAAGGGAAUUGCUAUACCUUUUUAAGUUCCAAGCAGGAAAAGCCCACAGACUAAGCGGUGAAGAGAGAGAACAGCUGCUGCCAAAUCUCAGAGCUGUAGGAUGGAAUGAGGUGGAAGGUAGAGAUGCCAUUUACAAAGAGUUCCACUUCAAGGACUUCAAUCGGGCCUUUGGAUUUAUGACCAGAGUCGCGCUGCAGGCAGAAAAAUUGGACCACCACCCUGAAUGGUUCAAUGUCUACAACAAGGUUCACAUAACCUUAAGCACCCAUGAGUGUGCAGGCUUAUCGGAGCGGGAUAUCAACUUGGCCAGUUUCAUAGAGCAAGUUGCAAAUACGCUAGCUUAAAAUCAGCCCCCCUGCCAUGUAUAGCCUUCUGUCAGCAAAGCCAGUUCCCAGGCAGAAGAAAUUGUGAGCUGUUCAUCCAGUUUCUGAUAGAGCCUGUGUAGCCUUCAUAUUAAUCUACUUGUACGAUAGCCACACAAGUAUGGGAACCGAUACUCUGCCACUUUUUAUUCAAGUUAUUGCAUUCUUUUCUUUUGUCCAAAGCUGUGUUGUGGCAACUUAAUAGUAUCUCAGAAUCCAGUGUUGUUACUCUGUAGUCUUUGUUCAGGCAGUAUUAUACAGUACCAGCACAGUAAAAGAUUACCUGUGAUACAGUUAAUUAUAGCAAACCUGGCUUGUGGCUUAGGUGAAAGCAGUUUACAAUAAACUUCUCAUUGGUAUUCUUA